GGACCAAAUACUCGCGCAGGCCCUGUAGCGGGAGACGAAGCGAGCUGAUCGCCUCAGAGUCGAGAAGCGGCGACCGCAUACGAGCGCACAGCCCCGCCCGGAACAGCCUCACCUACGGUGCCGCCGGCGACUUCAUUCCACCCCGGAGCUCAUUUACAUGGACACAGGCGGAGUGCCCCCUCAGCACCUCAUUGGUUCCCAGGUGUGUAGGCACUGCGCCCCCUUGUGGACACGCCCCCACAGAGUCAAAGUUACUGAUCCCAUGGCAACUGAUGUUUCUAAUAGUCCAAGUCUGUGACUUUGCCCAGACAUCAUUCAGUUCUGGCAAGUGGAAUGAACUUAGGAUGUCAGCCAAGACUUUUUGGGGGAUUCUUGCUCUGCUCCGAAUUUUCUGGUGUCUUCUUCCUCAGACAGGUUACCUUCAUCCUGAUGAAUUCUUCCAAUCACCUGAGGUCAUGGCAGGAGAUAUUUUAGACCUACAAGUCUAUUAUCCCUGGGAAUUCCUUUCCAGUUCUCCUUGUAGAACAGUUGUGUUCCCAUUAAUUACAUCUGGCAUUACCUACUGGAUGAUCAAGUCUUUGCAACGGCUGGGCAUGUGGUCAAAUGGCAUCAACAGCUACACCCUUCUUGUGUCACCUCGCCUUCUCCUCACCACCUUUUCUUUCAUACUUGACUAUAGCGUGUAUCGGCUAGCUCCUUUCUGGGGUGCAGAUCGGUGGAACGCCCUGGUUCUGCUUGCUGGGUCCUAUGUCACACUAGUAUUUUACACGAGAACAUUUACUAACACACUUGAAGGACUUCUGUUUGCCCUGCUGAUGGUACUAGUAUCUCCAAAAGCAGUUGGUUAUGGAACAGACAUCAGCCAGGCGAAACCUACCAGUAGCAGUCUCAUAGGGAUUAUAACAGUUGCUGGGUUUUUCAACAGGCCAACUUUUCUGGCAUUUGCUUUAAUGCCACUGCUUUACUGGGCAGUUUUAAAUGCCACUUCUCAGCACAGCAUUAAAACUAUUGCAAACCACCUCUUGAAGCUUGUUUCAAGCACAGCUUUCACUGCCAUCAUCUUCACAGCAGCUGACACAUUAUAUUUUACCUCCAUUGGAUCAGAGAUUAGCCUAUACAGCAUUAAAAAGAAUGGCCUGUUAAGCACCAUAGCUCAAAUAAAUCAGAAUGUAAUAGUGACCCCUUUUAAUUUUCUCCGCUAUAAUCUUAAUCCCCAUAAUCUUGCACAGCAUGGGAUUCACCCAAGAUUAACUCAUUUUGCAGUCAAUGGGAUAAUGCUCUUUGGGAUCCUGCACAUUCUGGCUAUCAGUGUUGGUUUGAAAAUGCUGAAAAUAAACAUCCAUCAAUUAUCAUGGAUCAGACUACAUAAUCAUAGGCCACCUACAAUGUUGGUGCUUGCCAAGGGCAAUCCAACAUUAUUAUUAUUCUAUUUUGUUCCUUUGGCAUUCCUUUCCCUGUUCAACCACCAAGAACCUCGAUUCCUCAUUCCUCUUAUUUUACCACUAGUCCUAUUGAUCACACCGCAGAAUAGAACCCUGAAGUGGAAACCCAUCAUUAUUAUUUUCAAUGUUCUUGGUGCCCUUUUGUUUGGGUGCUUACACCAGGGAGGGCUGAUCCCAUGCCUGUCUCAUUUAGAACAGCUCAUACAUUCUACAGAGUCCCUGAACCAUCCAGCACACUAUACUCUACUCUUUGCUCACACCUAUAUGCCUCCCAGGUUUCUGCUCAGUAUCAAUAAGAGAGACCCACUAGUAGAAAUAAUUGAUAUGGCUGGAACUGAACAAAACACCCUCUGCCAAACUCUGGGACAAUUAGCAAACAACAUUGCCUGUGGGACUAGAGAGACUGAUAAAGAAAGAACUUGUCAUUUUUUUGUUAUAACCCCCGGUACAGUCAGAACAACAAUACAAAAAUGUGGGGUUCUGUUCAAGAAUGAGACAUUAAUAUUUCCACACUUGACAAUGGAAGAUCCACCACAAAUAUCCUUUCUAUUCAGUGAAAAAUGGAGAAGUCAGUUAGGACUAUACAUCCUUCAGAUAGACAGAAAUGAACAGAGCAUUUAGUUAUUAGAGGAUUUAUGUUUCACUUUUUAAUUUUAUUUAGUUCUGGUGAAAGUUGCUCGAUCAACAGUCCUGGAGAUUGAUGUUCUCUCCCUUUAUUCACAGACACAAGUACAGCACAAGCAGUGGGAGUGCAAACUUCCCCAUAUUGUCCCCCCACUAUUACCCUCAGCAGUGUUCCUCAGCCCUAUUCUGGAUGGAUGCUAUCUAAGUGUGAGGUCGUUCAAUCUCCAGCAUUGUUUUUACACCAGGAUAAUUUUCCUGCUGGGAGAGGACAAAAUCAGAGAAAAAAGGCUGAAGUUCUUUCUCUCCACAAAACUUUCCAGAUGGUUUUGGGUCAGCUCUUCUUGUGUCAAGUAUAUUGUUUUGUUUUGUUUUUUUUCUUUUAUUAUAUCUCUUUAGAUUAUACUUCUUAUUUAUAUGCAUUAAUGCUGCAGUAAAGCAUUCAGGGCCUCCUCCCAGUAGUUACAGUAGGCUCCAGUCAUGAUAUAGAAUUCAUUUUUAUGAGCACCUCUGUUACAGGAUGGUGCAUGAUCAGAUAUAUCCUCUCAAGGGAUUGUAUCAUGUCCUUGAAAAGGGAGUGGGAUUAGUUUCAUUGUCUAGUAACGUCUAAUGUUUUAUCACUAGCAAGUCAGAUCCUAGGAAUGGAAGCCCCAGGUUCAAUCCCCAAACCAGCCACUGCUUAGUCUUACUGUUCAUUUAUCUUUUCCUGCUACAAGGCCAUUUAUUUGUGGAAACAGUAUAUUUUAAAUUGCCUUUCUAUUAGGAGUGGAUCUGAACCUGAACCCAUAGAUCCCUGAACUACAGCGAGGGGAAUUGCAGAAGUUGAACCAAGAUCUGGACAUAAAUUUCACAGGUGACCUCCUUUGGAUAUAGGAGUUUGGUUCUGGCCAUUAUGGACAAACACUUCCAGACUUUGGGGAAAUAUUAAUCCUGAUCCAAACCUUAUAGGUCAAGCCUGUCUCUUUCAGAUGAACCUGCCAAUGAUAAAUGGGACUUGUUCAAAUGCCAGUCAUACUACACGAAGGGCUUGGUACAUACAGUUUCAGAUUUUAAAUGCCAAUUUUACAAGCAGACCAAAUAAUGGACUAUGAAGAUAGUUUAUGGGGCCAAGUUAUAAAAGGAAAUCAAGACCAAGUCCCAAUAUGAAGAAUUUAUCAUUGUUUGCCAAAUUUCACAGAAAUUCACAGAAGAUGAUGUCCAUGCUUGGCAUUCUGAUCAAUGUAAAUAGUUUUUGGUCUCUGCAAAGCACUUUAUACUGGGGGGGAAGCUGUUUUUCCUAAUUGUGGAAAUGCAUGUAGGUUAUGUGUAUUUGUUUGCUUUGCUGUUUUAUGUAACAUUAGAAGAAGUUAUGAAAACACCUUGAUACUGUACCAAAUGUAUUUUUCAGGUUAAUUCUAUUGUUUUCUAUGCUGCUACACAUUUCUGGAAACAAUCCUGUUCCAUGUGUUUUGUGUUAUAGUUGGUGGGGUGUUGUAUUGACUUUUCAGAACCAUGUUUAAUAUUUCAGACCUUCCUUGGUGUUCAUAGCAGAAUUCAGUGAAGGCUCUUAGUAAAGAACUGUACUUCUUUUUUGUAUCUUGGAAUGUAUAUAACCUCCAUCACCAUAGUAUCUGAAAGUCUUAUAGCUCUCAUUUGAUGUAGUGAACUAUUAUUCUCCAUGGUACACUGAGAUCGUGUGGCUUUUCUAUGGUCACAGAGGCAGCCUAUGGUGGAUCCAAGAACAGAACCUGGCUCUCCUGAGUGCCAAUCCAUCUCCUUAAUCUCAAACCCAUCUUUCCUCUCUUACCAGGUAGAUCUUUGCUGUUUAUACGUGGGCCCGUAUACCUUGCAUAUCUAAAACGCUUACUGACAUCAAGUGGACUUUUUAGGUGUGCAAAGGAUGUAGGACGUGCCUCUAUGUGUGUCAGAUUUAAUCUUAUUUCAAUAGCGCUCUUCAUCCUCAAGCAUACAAAAUGUUAUACAAAUUAAGUAUACACACAUGAAAUUCAGCUACUACUGUAAUGGACCAUGAUUACUCUUCAGCACAUAGCAACAUUACACAAGUUAAAAGUAGGCAGUGAGAAAUACCAUCUCCAACUGAAACUGCAUGGGGGGAAAUGAGGUUAAUAGACCUCUGUAUUAUGAUGUAUUGCCCAUUAAGAUAGUAACAUACCGUUUUAGAUAAUUCUUUCAAAUAGCACAUUCUGAGGGCUAUUUUAAUACUGAAGUUUCUUUCUGCCCCCACCACAGCCAGGGACUUGCUCUGGGCAAGUUAUUUAAUCUUUCUGUGACUCAUUUUACCUAUCAGUAAAGUGGGGUUAAUACUUACCCCACCCAACAGUGUAAAGUUCUUUGAGAUCUUCAGAUGAAAGGGGCACUAUAAAUGUAAAGUAUUACUACUCUAUAUAAGAUGCCUGCUGUGACAGAUAUGGCAAUUUACUGCAAUAUCUUUAGAAGAUCUUACUGUAUUAAGUAUAUGUAACAUUGUGGGCCAGACACUGUAUGUAAUUCCAUGGGGGUGGGCGAACACAGCUUCUCCAGGAACUAAGAACAGUGUGGGUGAUUUGGAAAAUUUACGCAGGUUGUAACAUCUCCAGCGUUACCACCACUUGGAGAGGCUCACAUAUAUUGAUUCAAACUGGAUUCUCUAGAGACCAACAGACAAAGUGUAGACUUUUAGAUAAAUAGCCUGAAUUUAAACUGACUUGGGGCCUUCUUUCUGAUCCAGCAAACUGAUUGUGGGGAAAGAACAAUUGCAUUCUGCCAAUAAAUUGCAUAUCUUAUUUUACUCUUUCAUGCAUAUUGUGGGGAUAAUAAAAGAAUUAAAGUUAGCUUAAGUCUGGUUAAGAAAAUAAUAUACACCUCUACCCCGAUAUAACGUGACCCGAUAUAACACAAAUUCAGA
This is a messenger RNA of Trachemys scripta elegans, 4947 nucleotides long. It is a transcript of the gene PIGZ, whose product is annotated as phosphatidylinositol glycan anchor biosynthesis class Z. The record is from RefSeq and is a predicted model, not a curated record. Lineage: Eukaryota; Metazoa; Chordata; Testudines; Emydidae. The transcript is spliced from 3 exons. Gene Ontology annotation, molecular function: alpha-1,2-mannosyltransferase activity. Gene Ontology annotation, biological process: GPI anchor biosynthetic process. Gene Ontology annotation, cellular component: endoplasmic reticulum membrane. Bases 273 to 2063 code for a protein of 596 amino acids.